UUACAAUUAAAAAUUAAAAAACCCUAGCAAUCGCCGUUCUUCAUCUUCUGAUCUGCGAUUGACGAACGGCCACCACCACCGUCCUCCUUCGUUUGGCGCUUCACGAACGGCCACCACUCCCCCGCGGCGACUGACAAACAACAACAACAACUCUAGCUUCGCCGCCACCGUUCGAGGAUAAACUACGUAUACAAUCAUGCUUAAUAUUGCGACCACGUUUUGCAAGCGGCUGAAUGUCAAGGAUUUGGUGACCACUGUUCCUGUAUAUAGCAGUUUUAGUGAUGGAGCUGCUACUGGAUUAAGCUUAUUAUUCAGACGUUGGGCUACCAAAAAGACAGCUGGGUCGACUAAAAAUGGACGAGACUCGAAACCCAAGAAUCUUGGUGUAAAGAAAUUUGGUGGGGAGAGAGUUACUCCUGGUAACAUUAUCGUUCGUCAACGGGGCACUCGGUUUCAUCCUGGAGAUUAUGUUGGAAUGGGGAAGGAUCACACUCUUUUUGCCCUGAAAGAAGGCUGUGUCAAUUUCGAAAAGCACAAGCUGAGUGGACGUAAGUGGGUGCAUGUUAUACCGAAGGAAGGGCACGUUCUUCAUCCUAUUUAUGCAACUACUUCUACUUCCCCAGAAUUGAAGACAACAACAUGAUUUUUGAGACCGUUGAUGAACAUGAUCAUGAAUGGUAUAAAUUUUCCUGUAGUUUUUCACGGUCCACAACAAAUUCGGACUAAAAUCGAUCACCUCGGGAGGGGGAGUAAGCAGUCUCGUUGAGGGGCAUGUUUUUAAUGUUUCUAAUUUCCUUUUCUUGGAAAGCCUAUCGUAUUUCACUUUGGCUAUUCUGCAGACGAUGAUGUCCGCUCCUAGCUUGUUGCAAUUCACAAAAGAGAAAUUUCCUUUGUAAUUAAAUUGCAUCCUUUAAGUAAGUCGAGGUGCACUGGAGUACUUCGAGUGAAUUUGAGGUCCUCUUUAAACCUCCUCCCCUACCUGAAAAUUGUUUGAGGGAUAUUUUCUUAAUUGACAUUUCAGUAUGUAUUUGCCUGAGAAUGUGUAUCA
Benincasa hispida (wax gourd) is the source of this 1048-nucleotide messenger RNA. RefSeq lists its product as uncharacterized. Lineage: Eukaryota; Viridiplantae; Streptophyta; Magnoliopsida; Cucurbitales; Cucurbitaceae. The record is from RefSeq and is a predicted model, not a curated record. Gene Ontology annotation, biological process: translation. Gene Ontology annotation, cellular component: ribosome. Gene Ontology annotation, molecular function: structural constituent of ribosome.